Fibroporia radiculosa is the source of this 783-nucleotide messenger RNA. RefSeq lists its product as uncharacterized. The record is from RefSeq and is a predicted model, not a curated record. The transcript is spliced from 2 exons. NCBI's taxonomy places the organism in Eukaryota, Fungi, Basidiomycota, Agaricomycetes, Polyporales, Fibroporiaceae. Bases 1 to 783 code for a protein of 260 amino acids.
AUGAAAAUAUCAGCCUCGUUGGCCCUUCUCUCCGAUUUAUGGCAGGCUAUUCGGACAGCUCUCCUGCCCACGCUGCGGGAUAUCUGCAGACAGCCUCUACUGCUCCUCCGACCUCGCCAAAUCUCCCGUGUCUUCAUGUCGCAUCUGUGGAUUCCUUUUGGAGAUGAGACUGAUGAAAAUGCGCGACCUGUGAAGGAGAAUCUCAUCCCACCUAACGCGCGUGGUGUUGUCCUGGAUAUCGGUGCAGGGUAUGGUCAUACCAUCAAUUAUCUCAGCCGCGACAUGGUCACCAAAUAUAUCGCAUUAGAGCCCAAUCGGCUUAUGCACGCUGAGAUUCGCGCGCGUGCUAACGCUGCAGGGUUCACUGAAGAAUCCGACACAUUCCAGAUCCUCCCAUACGGUGCAGAAGACGUCGCAUCGAUUGUAUCUGCUCUGGGUCGACCCGAUGCAGUAGACACACUCAUCUCUGUCCUCACCCUAUGUUCCAUACCAAAUCCGGAAGAUACGUUGGCAGCCCUCGUCGAGCUCGUGCUGAAGCCUGGUGGACAGCUGUUAUUUUACGAACAUGUCCUGAGCCCACGGGACGAUGUCGCGUGGUGGCAGCGAUUCUGGACACCGCUCUGGAGCAGUGUAUUCGAUGGGUGCUGUCUUGACCGGCCUAGUCACAUUUAUGUGAAGAGGUUAGAUCUAUGGAGCUCAGGAGAAGUUUGGGCAAAAGAAGGUGAACCAGAAGAACAUCUGUUUUGGCAUCAAAUUGGUAGAUUUGUGAAGCGAUCUAUGUAA